AUGGCCACCAUCAACGGCCACUCCAACCAGCCCGGCCCGGCAUACGGCUCGCUGUACGAGGCAUGUGUCGCCAUGAGGGAGAAGGUUGAUGCGUUCCUCGCUGAGGAGCCCGAGACGCCGCUGCUGCGAAGGGCGCAGGAGCAGGUGCGCAUCUCGGUGCGCGUGGUGGAGGAGGCGCUGGAGAGGUAUCGGCCGGGCGAGAUAUCCAUAUCUUACAAUGGCGGCAAAGACUGCCUCGUGAUGCUCAUCGUCCUCCUCGCCUGCUAUGCGCGACGAUACUCACCCCCCAAGUCUGCCCUGGGCGCCGCCGUGCCCAACGGACCGACCAAGCUGGCGCCUUUCCCCGAGAAGCUGCACGCCGUCUAUAUUGUUUCCGCGGAUCCCUUUGCAGAGGUGGACGAGUUUGUGGAGUCAAGCAGCGCAGAUUACCACUUGGACAUUGCCCGCUUUAUGUUGCCGAUGAAGAAGGGGCUGGAGGUGUUCAAGGCGGAGAACCCUAGCAUACGGGCGAUUUUCGUGGGGACUCGGCGGACGGAUCCGCAUGGCGAGAAGUUGAAGCAUUUUGACCCGACGGACGCGGGAUGGCCUGACUUUAUGCGGAUACAUCCCGUGAUUGAUUGGCAUUACACGGAGAUUUGGGCUUUUACUCGACAUUUGGAUGUUCCAUACUGCCCCCUAUAUGAUCAGGGAUACACGAGUCUGGGCGGAAGAGGUGAUACCCUGCCGAACCCUCGAUUGAAGAAACAGGGCAACGGCCAAGAAUUCCGACCUGCAUACGAAUUAAUAGACGACGACGAGGAGAGACUUGGCCGGGCCAAGUAA
This is a messenger RNA of Trichoderma virens Gv29-8, 822 nucleotides long. RefSeq lists its product as uncharacterized. Gene Ontology annotation, biological process: FAD biosynthetic process. Gene Ontology annotation, molecular function: FMN adenylyltransferase activity. NCBI's taxonomy places the organism in Eukaryota, Fungi, Ascomycota, Sordariomycetes, Hypocreales, Hypocreaceae. The record is from RefSeq and is a predicted model, not a curated record. The transcript has 6 exons. Bases 1 to 822 code for a protein of 273 amino acids.